Molecule: messenger RNA, 585 nt
Organism: Aspergillus novofumigatus IBT 16806
Lineage: Eukaryota; Fungi; Ascomycota; Eurotiomycetes; Eurotiales; Aspergillaceae
Product: tubulin-binding prefolding complex subunit PAC10
Exons: 4
Coding region: 1-585 (194 amino acids)
Biological process (GO): protein folding; microtubule-based process; tubulin complex assembly
Cellular component (GO): cytoplasm; prefoldin complex
Molecular function (GO): tubulin binding
Source: RefSeq, a predicted model, not a curated record
AUGGCAGACAAGAAAGCCAGCACCGUAACAACACAAACGAACCCACGCGGAAUCCCCGCCGCUCCCUUCAUCGACAAUGUCAGCGACUACGUCGCCUCGCGCGCAGACGUGGAACCCACCCUGCAGCGCUUCCAGGAGAUGAUCUCCAAAUACCAAUUCAUGGAACUCAACACCCAGCGCCGAGCGGCGGGCCUCCGAGAAAAGAUCCCCGACAUCAAGAAGACAUUAGACGUCGUGCGGUUCUUGAAGAUGCAGAAAGAAGUAGUUAAACGAUACCCUCUACGCGCGCGCGCAAAUCUCCCCACCGACACGGAAGAAGUAUACCUCUGGCUCGGGGCGAACGUUAUGCUCGCGUACCCCAUCCCGGAGGCCGAGACGAUGCUCUCGGAGAAGCUCUCUGCCGCAGAGCAGAGUCUAGCGAACUGUGAUGAGGAUCUGGAGUUUCUGAGGGAGCAGAUUACCACCAUCGAAGUCGCUACCGCUCGUGUCUACAACUGGGACGUUGUACAGCGGCGGAAAGAAAAGGCUGAAGGCAAGGGGGAUGACGAUGAAGAAGCGACCGACAAGCGUAAGUCAGGUGGCUAA